AUGAGCGAACCAAAUACACCUUGGGAACUGAUUCACAAACCACUUCCUAUUAUUGUGUACUGUCUCAAAGUGCUCAGGCGCUUGCGUGGCAUACAAAUCCCGGGUCCGUAUUGGGAGGCGUUAGUGUAUCGUACGCUGAAUUGUCCGGGUGUUAGCUCUGGAAAUGUGGUCACUAUGGCAGUAGAUAACCGGAAUCAACCAAAUUAUGGUCUACUACAGAUAUAA
Messenger RNA from Oppiella nova, 225 nucleotides. The record is from the annotation of a GenBank genome assembly. Lineage: Eukaryota; Metazoa; Arthropoda; Arachnida; Sarcoptiformes; Oppiidae.